UUUGCAGACCACCAUAUUCAAUUUCAAGGUACCACCGUACAACUUGGAGAAAGUCAAACUAUGUUCAAAGCAUAGCACAAGAAAUCGCGUUACUGUUAGAAAGAGGACGUUCGCAGCACUGAAUAAAAAACUUGCUGACUGAAAUCCAUGGAGUUCACAUCUCUAGGCUAGGUUAUUCGUUUUGAGGGAAUGUAGUCAUUCUUGACGUCGCACUACACACUGUACAACAAUGGAGAAAUUCAGCAGAGGUCAUCAAAACAUUGCCCAUUGUCGUACCAGCUGAUCUUUCUGAUGUGUUGAAAGGCAUGAGAAGCAAAAAGGGAAGUAAAAAACCGGUUUCGUGUGACAUUUUUACUACAGUUUGCGAAACAUGCGCCACGCGCAAAGGAUAAUAUGAUAUAUCAUCGGUCCAGUUUGGUGGAUUAAGUGGAUCAAUAAGGAAGUAUAUCGGCACUGCAAAAAGAUGAUGCUGGGUUCCUUCUUGGAGGCAAUAAUGAGACUGAAGUUUUUCGUUUAACGUCAGGAAGUGGUCAGUUAUACAGGGCUGCUGUUGGAAACCUUUGGAGAAGCCCAAAAGCGUCUCUAUCGGCAUUACGUGACGCCAAACGAGACUAGAAAACUUGCGAGAAUCCGCGUGAGGCGAGACUAACAACAAAGGAGAAACUGUAUGCGGCCGGAACACGGAAAACUAUGGGAAUAGGAAUACGUGCUGUUGAGGAAAAGAUUGUAAUUCUACGGAACGUUAGAGAAAAAAACCCUGAAGAACAGUCAUUGAUCAGUUUGGUCGACUCUCAUUUGUUGCCACGCCGCUCUCGCUUGAUAAAAAAGAGGUUAAAUUGAUACAUACAUAAUAAAGACAUCAAUAAUUUGUACCUCUUUUGAUAUUCUAUUCUUGGUUUCUUUUGUUUGAUUACCAGGUGUGACAGAUGACUCAAGGGCGCAACACAGUGUUUGUAGUGGGCGUGGUCGCCGGAAUUUGCUGUUUGAUUUUACUUGUCUUUGUAUCAGAAACGAUUCCACCAAUCCGAAUGCUGAAUCCAACACCACAAAAACAAUAUUAUAAUGGGACCAAACCUAAAGUCAUUUUAUUUUGGACUAAAUUUUUCGGAUUAAAUCACUGGGGGUUUGACCCAUUGGGAACUGUGCCGUUCGAACGUUUAAAAGACUGUCCAGUAGUUUGCGAAAUGACGGAUCAAAGAUCUCGCUUAAAAGAGGCUGAUGUCAUUGCGUUCCAUGCUUUAGAAUUGGGAGACAGGCCCCAGUUUAAACUUCCAAACCAGAGGUGGCUUCUGAAUAUGAUGGAAAGCCCUUGCUAUUAUGGUUUGAAACACCUAAAAAAUUGGAAAGGAGUUUUUAACUGGACGAUGACGUAUAGGGCAGAUUCUGAUUUUAUAGCAAAUUAUAGUGAGGUGAAACCAAUAACAACACCAAGGAAAAGAAACUAUUCCGCUAUUAUGAGUCUAAAAAGUAAGAAGGUGGCUUGGUUUGUAAGUAAUUGUAACACUCCAGGAAAGAGAGAGAAGUAUGUGAAGGAACUACAACGAUACAUACCUGUAGACAUAUAUGGCGCCUGCGGUCCAAUGAAGUGCCCCGCCCAUACGCCAUGUGAAAAACAUAUCUAUGAAACUUAUAAAUUCUAUCUCUCAUUUGAGAAUAGUCUGGCGAAUUAUUACAUCACAGAGAAGUUUUUUAAGACUCUAAAACACGACAUUGUAAGUGUUGUCCGAAGUGGGGCCAACUACUCAUUUUAUGGUAUAAAACCUGACUGGUUUAUAGACGCAAGGAAGUUCAAAACACCGAAGGAUCUUGCUAAUUUUUUAAUAGAAAUAGACAAAGAUGAUAGCAGAUACGUCCGAUAUUUGCGCAGUAAGGAGAACGUCACGUCCGUCGACGAAUAUUAUGAAUGGUGCAAUGUCUGUAAGAGAAUUAAUGAUGUUAACGAUCCGAAGACAUGUUAUGAUGAUAUUCUACAAUGGUGGCGACAGAAUCCAUGUAUCCCCCCGUAGGUCUUGUGCUUUUUUCCCUAAAUUUUCUACUUAUAGCUAUAUGCAAGUACGUACGCAGUAUAUGCAUGAAGGCAAAUGCCAUACGUGUUACUUUACCAGUCCUUAUUGGAACAAAAUAGAAGGGUGGAGUCUGACUAUUAUUGUACGCCUUAGAAGCGUUCCAUGCAGGCCAAAAACGCAAAGUUGCCUAGAUUUAAUCUGCUGUUCGAGUUAAUCAGUUUUAGUCGAGCCCUUUUGUUAAACGGGACUCUAAAGCUUAAAAGUUAGGCUUAGUUAACUUCAAUACCAGAUUUUUAAUUUUAUUUUUAUACAAGAUAAUUGUGCCAUUGUAGUCGAGCCCUUUCGUUAAACGGGGCUCUAAAGCUUAAAAGUUAGGCUUAGUUAACUUAAAUACCAGAUUUUUUAUUUUAUAUUUAUUCAAGAUAAUUGUGCCAUUGUAUACAGUAAUCACCAUUUUAGAACAUUAGAUAAAAUUUACUUUUUUAAGGACGUGCCUUUAUCCUUGAAUCAAAUACUUAAUUAUAUAUAUUUUUUAUUUUAUUGUUUGUGCAUUUUAAUUUAAUUAGCAUAAAUUACACACACACACACACACACACACACACACACACACACACUAGUACAUGUAGAACAUCAGGCAGCAGAAUUAAGACGGCAUCAGUGAGGUAUAUUGUGGAUUUAGCUGAGAAACUUUCGUAUUCGCAUAACAAAUCGUUUUGCUUUGCAUUUAGUUUUUUACCAGCCACGUUCAUUAUUUCAAUUUCAUCGCAGAUCUUAAAAAUGUAUUUUGAAAUCUCUUUUAGAAGAUAGCAGAUUUCAGUUUUGUUAUUAUAGAACAGUCAACCUUAAGUUGCAUUAUUGUUAUUUUUAUAUAUAUUAUUUGUAUUUUCAUUAUUAUUGUAAGUGAAAUUUAUAAGCGAAAAGACUUCAAA
This is a messenger RNA of Lingula anatina, 2935 nucleotides long. RefSeq lists its product as uncharacterized. Lineage: Eukaryota; Metazoa; Brachiopoda; Lingulata; Lingulida; Lingulidae. The record is from RefSeq and is a predicted model, not a curated record.